Messenger RNA from Candida tropicalis MYA-3404, 2730 nucleotides. RefSeq lists its product as uncharacterized. The transcript has a single exon. The coding region runs from base 1 to 2730 and encodes 909 amino acids. Lineage: Eukaryota; Fungi; Ascomycota; Pichiomycetes; Serinales; Debaryomycetaceae. The record is from RefSeq and is a predicted model, not a curated record. Gene Ontology annotation, molecular function: protein binding.
AUGGCUUCAACAACUCAGACUGAAGUAUCUAAUGAAUCAAGAUCACCAAAUGGUCGGGCUCAGAAGAAAGGUGGGUUUUUCAAUAAGUUGAUUAAGAAAUCUGGUCACUCCAAGAAUUUAUCCCCGCAACCUACUGAGUAUGCGAAAUCGUUUGCUUCUUCAAACCCACCAAGUAGGAGAUCUAGUGUCAAACGAGAUAAACGGAAUUCAAUGGAAAACAACCAUUUUGUUGACGAUGAUGAGGAUUCUUUAUACGACGACGAUUACGAUGAAUCUAAUUCUAUUGGAGAAGAUGAUACCGACGAUUCUAUUUUUGAUUCAACAAAUCAUGUCUUGUCUAGUGCAAGUACCUUACGAAAAGUGAAAUCAUACAACUAUACAACAUUUGAUAAUCACAGUGUUGGGGAAAAGGUGGCGUUUCCAACCACUCUGGAAGGUUUGGAUAUGGAUUUGGAUAUUCCCGAAGAGAAUGAACCACCAUAUGCUGGUUUAACCUAUGAAUCUUUUCUUACACCGAAAUAUAUUAAAACUACAAGAAGAAAUAAACAUAGUCCAAGAAUUAUCAAUAACUUAUUUCUUGCCCAGGAAUUAAAUGUUGUGGAAGAUGUUGGCAGUGAUACAGAAGAUGAUCGUCUUGAAGACGAGUCCUUUAUUAAUAAUGAUGAAGAUUUACUGCAUGAUGAAGAAUUAGGAGGUGAUAUUAGAAGAGAGAUUUUUGUCAUGGAGUUUAGUCAAGAUGGAAAAUAUCUAGCUGCAGCAGGUAGAGAUGCUGUGAUCAGAGUAUGGAAAGUGAUUUCCUCGCCUUUGGGAAGAAUGGAAUUUAACCAACUUGAGAAAGUUAGUGGACCUCCUCCCCGAAGCAACAAGAGAGAUUAUGUUUUUGACCCGGCACCUGUUUUCCAUAGACAACCUAUACGUGAGUUUAGAGGUCAUUCGAGCAAUAUAUUAUCAUUAGCAUGGAGUAAAAACAAUUUUUUGAUAACAGGUAGUAUGGAUAGAACCGCUAGAUUAUGGCAUGUUGAUCGUGAUCUGUGUUUGCAGGUAUUUCCACAUGAAGAUUUCGUGACUGCUGUAAAAUUCCACCCCCAUGACGAUCGGUUCUUUUUGAGUGGAUCACUCGAUAAUGAGGUUCGUCUUUGGUCAAUUUUGGAAAACUCAGUUGCAUAUAAUAAACAUCUUGGAGAUGAUGUGUUAAUUACUGCGUUGGAGUUUGCGCCAGAUGGUUUGCAUUGCUUUGUCGGAGGAUUUAAUGGAGCAUUGUUUAUAUUGGAAACAAAGGGAUUGUUCUCUGUUUUUCAAGUGGAAAUUAAAGAAAGAUCCAUUGUACAUUCCUUCAAUAGUAGCAACAAGAAUGGAAAUAAGAUUACAGGCAUAAAAGUAUUCAAUAACCCAUUAUUUGAAGAAGGAAGAGGUAAGAACGCAAUUGAAAAAUAUGCAGUGCUUGUAACAACAAAUGAUUCUAAAAUUCGUAUGAUUACUGUUGCACAGAAGAAGUUGAUUACAAGAUUUCGUGGUUUGACAAACAACUCAUCUUCAAUAGUAGCAGAUAGUACAGAGGAUCAAAAGUAUAUUAUUUCUGGCUCAGAGGAUCAUUAUUGUUAUGUGUGGGAAAAUAACAAUAGUAUCAUAAAUAACAAGCUUAAACAAUCAUUAAAAGAGUUUGUCAUUGAUGGUAAACAGCAUAUUUCAGAUUUCCAUCACAAACAUGAGAAGUAUUCCAAGUUCAUGGCCUUGAAUAAGUUUUUCAAUAAGUUUUUGGAAGAAGAUUAUGAUAAUAAGCAUGAUUUUGUUGCCAAUGAGAAUAACAGCUAUACAUACUUUCAUGCCCACCACUCGAAAUGUAACGUUGCCAUUUUUGCGCCGGAGUCUACCAAACAGUUAUUACAAUUAUCAGAUGAUUUAAUUUAUGAUUUGAAAAAACGUGGUGACGCGUGUCGAAUUGAUCCUUCUAGAUGUUUUACCUGUAACGGAAAGUCUGUCAAAGUCGACAACUCGGUUCAAACAGGGGAUAUAAUUGUUACCGCCGAUCAAUUUGGUAUAAUUCGAGUAUUCAGACAAGAUUCUGCUUAUCUUUAUCGGAAGAAAUUCAUUGAAUUUUACAAAAAGGGACAAACCAAGAACAAUAGUGAUCUCGUGCUGCUUAGUCCAUCCGAUAGGGGAUUAUCCAUUCGAAGAGGAUUAUCACUUGCUGAUAGAGGUUCUUCUCUUGUGCGCGAAACAAGUAUGAGUCCUGUGAGACAUUCAGAAUCACAGAUGAACAUAAGGAGCAUGUUGGCGUCUAAAAUUAACCCAUCUUCUUUUUCUGCUCCGUCAACUCCACUUUCGGAAUCCACAUUUGCUGUAAGCGGUGGUUCCAUUGAAGGAAGACCACAUUCACCUAGUGGGGCAUACUUGUCGAUGAGAUCAAUUGCUGGUGGUGGUCCGUCUACAAGAAAUGGAAUGUUUGUUCAACCUAAUGUUGCCUUACUGGUUGAGCAUGAUGAAGUUGUUCAAUCAAGCCCGAGUGGUAGUGACAUAACAUUAGGCGAGCCAACACCACAUAAUUCCAAAUCCAAACUUAAUUCAAGUCUAGAAAAUUUCAGUAAUCCUAAAGAUAACUCAAGGCCAAUUAUACCUAAAAUAGUAUUGCCACAGGACGAUGAACCAAGUGCAAAUCAGGUUGACUAUCAUUCACGAUUAAAAGAUUUGAAAAUAAAUAGUCACGUAGAAGCAAGAGGCAGAACGAAAUAG